AUGGACGAAGACGUAGUUGUGGUGAGCCCUGUAAACCUUUGUGCUCAAUUAAGGGACAGUUAUUGUACUCUUAAUCGAGUCAGUAAACCUCCAUUACCUUACUUUUCGGGACAAGAGUUUACUGUUCGCUCUCAUACUGCUCCACCUCCGAUUCCAGCUCCACCCGAUGGCCUCCCUGUUAUUGAGCUCAGUAAGCGCUUUGAAAGACAACAGAAACAUCCUGCUGAACGCUGUCUGUUACAUCCUCCAUCUCCGGGUCACGUUGGAAAUCAGAUUGUCCAUUUGAAAAUAUCCAGGGAAAUUCGAUUUCGAGAUAAUCGGAAGUCACAGGUAGGGCUUGUCGAUAUCUUGAAUGUUCAGCCAACCAAGAACCAAGGGCCACAAAAAAAUAUGACUCUUUUUGCAAAAUUCUACGAUCCUCUUUACAACGACCAUGAUUCAUACAUAUACGACAGAUUUUACUGCUGUGAUUACGAUUACUCGCAUGAAGUUGCAGUGUAUAAACAAUUGAAGCCCCUGCAGGGAAAAUACAUACCCAAGUUCUACGGGUCAUUCACCCUGGAAUUACCUAUUCCCGGCCAUGAUACGAAUCGUCUUGUUCGGUUGAUUCUCCUGGAAUAUAUUCCUGGACGGUCAAUAAAAUCACAUGGGGCCGGAGACUUUUCUCAGCAGGAACGUCAAAGACUUUUGAAGAUCAUGAUAGAUACCGAGCUUACAAUGUAUAAACAUGGGUUUAAGGGUGGUUUCUACCGUCAUGAUGAUAUUAUAAUCAACUACAACUCUAGAUGUGCUCAACGUACUCGACCAAUCGUUCUAGUGGACUUUGGGGUAUGCAAUUUGCUUCAUGAUGGCCCUGAAUGGUGUGAAAUCCCUGUGGCUCGAUGGAUGAAGCGUGAGGGAGGUGAUGUUUGCCUUGCGAUCUCAGAAUGGAUUGACUGGGACUUGGACCUUUGGUAUAAUCGCAUCUAUGCGGGGAAUACGGAAAUCGCUGCUAUCGGGAUCCCAUUUAUCCCGCGUGAUCAUUUGGGCUAG
Molecule: messenger RNA, 1032 nt
Organism: Trichophyton rubrum CBS 118892
Lineage: Eukaryota; Fungi; Ascomycota; Eurotiomycetes; Onygenales; Arthrodermataceae
Exons: 1
Coding region: 1-1032 (343 amino acids)
Source: RefSeq, a predicted model, not a curated record